CAACACUGUCAUAAUUGUUGCGGUUUGUUUUGCUUGCAAUUUGUUUUAAAAAAAUAUAGACUGACAUGGCUGUAGCAAAAAAAGAAAAGCAAGCGGCUAAAAAGAAAAGUCCAGAGAAGGGAAAACCACAGAAAGCAAAAACUGCCCCUGCCACACCGCCUGCAACAGCAAAACAACGAACUGUGGUCACCCCUUGGCGAGACACGCUGGAAUUCAAAGAGACUUAUGACUGGUUAUUUGGCAAAGCAUCAACACCCGCCAAACGGCGCCAGGCACUCAGUAAAAUCCGCAUUUGGAACCUGCGCAGGGGAAACCUCUGCCCGGCGGCUGUUCUGGCCACUUCGGUGCUCGUCCAGGCUCAAUUGGAGGACAAGCAAGGCAACUCCAAGACACAGUCCACCUAUGCCAGUGCCUUCACGCGAUUCUACAACUUCAUGUCCUCCAUUAUCCAGGGACACAAUAUGAGCAGCAUGUACGAAACGGCCAGGGAACUGGGGCUUCAGUCGUUCAUCGUCGAUCUGCGGCACUUGUGCGCCCACGGACAGGAGCUGCCGCCUUUGGAAGUGCUAAGGAACACCUCGGAGCAUUGCCUGGAAUGGCUGCGUACCUACUACUGGCUGCCCCACAAAGAGAACAUGUCCAACUUGGAUUCCGGGAAGCUACAGCGCAAGGACAAGAUCAAGUUCGAAAAAGCUGUAAGCAGUCUUCUGGAAAUCUACGACCUGACCCUGGAGUGCCAUCUCAAGGGUGCUGAAAAACUGAAGGCCAUCAGCAAACUGAAAUCCAGCGGCGAUUUCAACAAGAUUCGGGUUUACUCCUCUAGCAAGAAGGCAAAGUCAUCCAAGGAGAUACUCGAUGCGGUAGUUAGUGAUCUGAGUGCACUCGUCAAAAAGGAGUCCACUUCCAUGAAGGCUCUAUUGGAUAUUUAUAUCAGCUGCCUACUUAAAAUGGAAUACUUCCUUGGAGUAGGUUUACAAAUCGAAGACGACGAGGAUGCUCUCGUUGCAGCCACGCAAGGACUCUUUAGGCUAUUGGCAGUGCAAGGAUACAUUGAAAACCUAUUUGUGGCUCUGGUGCAGUUAACUGAAAACACAAACGAGACGGAGGAUAGACGACUGGGAGCCAAUUACUGGGCCUCGAAGAUGAUUGCAACCUUUGGAAUGCUGUCCCGCAUGAAACGAAUGUACAAAGAGGAACUAGAUUUGAACAAUAAACUUAAACCAGUGGAUUUCUCCUCUCUCAACACCGAUCAGAUAUCGAAAACUAUGCGCAGUUUACUAGUACAUUCAAGUGUGGAUCCCUCCCUUACACUUAUUUUUGGAGAUUGUCCCAAAAAGACUAGAACGUGGGUUUUCGAGCGAGAAUUUAUAAUGCAGCGUGUUGGUUCUUUUGACAAAUAUUCAGCAUCUAUACUCAAAGGGUUGUUACCCCUAGCUGAGCCUCCUUUCAGCAAGUCGCAGAUAAUGGAUUUGACCAAACUCUGCGACAUUAGAUUGCAUGAGUUCAAAGAGGAUGAACCUAUGGAGGAUAAUAGUUCCUCGGAAGAGAACUAUAAUCUGGAUUACCUGGAAAAGCUUGUGGCCAAAGCAGCUCAAAGUAAAGGCAAUAACUUCAGCAAUGCUGAAUCCUCAGACUUAGGCAUUUGGAAACUAGAAAAAGAUAACGAUUGGUCCAAAUGUGCAUUGGGUGUAUUACCUUGGGCUCAAUAAAUAUGAAGAUAUAUGUAAAUUAGUCAUGAUUAUUUGUUCAUAUUUUUUUAGUUAAUAAAGACAGUACAAAACAGA
This is a messenger RNA of Drosophila elegans, 1784 nucleotides long. RefSeq lists its product as uncharacterized. The transcript is spliced from 5 exons. NCBI's taxonomy places the organism in Eukaryota, Metazoa, Arthropoda, Insecta, Diptera, Drosophilidae. The coding region runs from base 66 to 1709 and encodes 547 amino acids. Gene Ontology annotation, molecular function: endonuclease activity. Gene Ontology annotation, cellular component: Las1 complex; preribosome, large subunit precursor. The record is from RefSeq and is a predicted model, not a curated record. Gene Ontology annotation, biological process: maturation of LSU-rRNA; maturation of 5.8S rRNA.